Hordeum vulgare subsp. vulgare (domesticated barley) is the source of this 2417-nucleotide messenger RNA. RefSeq names its product F-box/LRR-repeat protein At1g06630-like. Gene Ontology annotation, molecular function: protein binding. The record is from RefSeq and is a predicted model, not a curated record. The coding region runs from base 683 to 2107 and encodes 474 amino acids. The transcript has 4 exons. Lineage: Eukaryota; Viridiplantae; Streptophyta; Magnoliopsida; Poales; Poaceae.
UAUGUUAUUGUUCUAAUUUAUGGCAGAAGUUAAAUCUCAUAAAAGGUGACCUUAUAAACUGGAACAGAAGGAGUGUUGAAUGACGCAGGGAAAAUAACUGAAAAUAGCCAUUAAACGUGUAACUGAUGGCAAUGUGGUACAGUAUCUCUAAUUGAUUCGACGAUUUUUGCCAUCUUCCGUGCGAAUGCAACACGGAGGCGUUCGCCAGGAUUGGGCCUGUGGCGGACGUUCGCCAGAUAACAUUUCCCAGGUUCAAACGAAUCCAGCAACAGAGGUGGCUUGGUGAUCCAUACAGGUGAGCGCUGCAGCCCAGACACCAGAGUCGAAACCGAACCCAAAACUAGCGUCCAAAACCAAGGUGCGCCGCGCAGCGGAAAGCUUUUCGCCAAAAACAAAAGCGAAAUUUCUCUGCACCCAGGCGGCCAGGCCUCAUCAACGGACUGGAUAAAGAGAAACCCCCACGCGCUGCGCGCGGCCACGACGCGGAAACCAGGCCAGAAACCCCCCCGAGUCUGGCGAUCUGUUGGUCACGCCGGCCAUUCCUGCUCGCCUCCACGCCACGCGGUGACGGCUAGCCGCCCUCGGAUAAGCCAUUAAAGCCGCCGCCGCCGCGCCUCGGUUCCGACGACGCCUACUUCGAUUUCCUUCCGAGGAAAACCCUCUUCCGAUCGCCGGGGGCGCCAUGCGCACCAAGCACCUGAUACCCAACCACGCCGCGGGUCUCACCUACGCGAACGCCUACGCCGCCGCCCCUCGCGAGAGCCACGGCGAUGGCGGCGGCGCCGUCGACCCGUUCGAGGCCUUCCCCGACGCGGUCCUCGGGCUGAUCGUCUCCAAGCUGCCCUUCAGGUCCGCCGUCGCUGCGUCCGCCAUCUCGCGCCGGUGGCGCGGCGCGGUGGCCGCCGCGCCGGAGCUCGACCUCGACUUCGCCGCGGCGUUCCCCGCCGCGCCCCGCCGCAGGACGGCAUUCGCGGCCGCCGCCACCGCCGCGCUCGCGGGCUCGCGGCAACGCCCGCUCCGCCGCCUCCGCCUCGCGCUCGACGGCUUCUUCGACCAGGUCUUCGCCGCCUCCGCGGCCAGCCACGUCGCCUCCUGGCUCGACGCCGCCGCGGCGCGAGGCGUCGAGCAGUUGGAGCUCCACCUCCCGCGCUCCCGCCUCGCCGUGCUCCCUCCCUCCCUCCUCGCCUGCACCGACCUCACGUCGCUCACCCUUCGCCUCGACCACAACGCCCUUCCGCUCCCUUCUCUCUGCCCCCUCACCCACCUAUCCCGCCUGCACCUCGCCUCCAUUUCGCUCGUUGGCUGCGGCGACUUCUUCGAAGACCUCUGUUCUCACUGCACGCAGCUCAGCUGCCUGAGCCUUGAACAGUGCCAUAUCGGUGCACUCCGACUAGCCGGCACACCGCGGCUUCGCUCGCUUGACAUCGCCAGCUGUUCUUGGACGCAGCAGUCGUCUGUUGCCAUUGCUGAGAUGCCGGCGUUGCGCACUCUCCGCUACUCGGGUGCGAUGGCAAACAGGCACAUGAUCAAUGACGCCGAUUCCUUGGACGAGGUCGUUCUCACCAUUGAGCCACAAGUUAAGCUCCUGGAGCCUAAUCUCAGAGAGCUGCUUGUGUUGGUUGGAAACGUACGGAGCCUAGUGCUUUCGCCCUGGUGCAUUGAGCAAUUUGCGCAUCCUGAGGAAUGGUCGAAGGUGAGGCUAGAUAAGGUGAGACGGCUGGCAUGCAUAAUAGAGAGGAGGGAAGAAGGUGCUUUGUCCAUUGCACCAUUGCUUACGAGUUGCCCCAAUGUGCAACAACUUUCUGUGUCGGUCGUGCCAUCGCAGUCCAAGCGAAGACGGUGCAGUGACACUGGAGUUCAGUAUGGUGUUAUAGGUAGUAGAAGGAUGAUUGUCAGGAAUCUCAUGGAAAUUAGGAUGGAGUACAUUGAUGAGAGCAAGAGUGGGUUGGAUCUGGUUAAGCUUCUGCUCAAGAAUGCGCAGAUGUUGGAGAUGAUGACAAUUGUGCCUUCCAUGGAUGGCCUUGAUCAGGCCAAGUUCAGGCGCAGGGUUUUGAAGUUCAGGAAAGCUUCCAGGAAUGUCAACAUCCAGUUUUCUGCCACUACAUGAUGGAAUGCCUGUGUGUUAAUCGGUGAAGUUUCAUGUUUCAGUCCUUCAAGGAAGAAGUGUCUUGCCUGUCAUCAGUCAGGCUCUUCCAGUUUUGUUCGGGGUACUUUAAGAUCUAACUUGUCACAGAGAUGCUAACUGUCAUUUCAAUUCAUUGCCGAGCCUCAUUUAGCUUGAUUGUCCUAUAAGUUGGAAAUUUUCCCAAUUCUUUGGUGAACCAAACUACCUUACUUGAGAAACAUUAUCAGGUACAGGUACUUAGUUUCAUGAGCUAAAUCCCUGAAAAAUUAAUUUGAAGAAGCGUCUUCUACCA